CCCUCUCCUCAGCCCCCUUCUCAGCAACACCCGCACGGCUCGGAAGGAGCCUCACGCCUCGCUGGCGCGAGAGACCUCUGAAAGGGCGAACGAUGUGCGGGAAUGGUGGCGGCCGGGACGCCGAGGUCCUGACUGGGGGACCGCAUCGAGAGGUCCCUGUCUCCGUCGUUUCCCUCGUGUCCCCGGAGUCCCCCGUUUGGGGACACUGAAGACCGACCGGGCGGACGCUAGUGUGAGAAUGGCCGUGACUUUGGAAGGAGCACCGCGGCUGGGCUGGAUCCUGGUGAAAGCCCUGCUGAGAUUCGCCUUCAUGGUCGCCAACAACCUGGUUGCUAUACCGUCCUACAUCUGCUAUGUGAUUCUGCUGCAGCCUCUUCGCGUGCUGGACAGUAAGCGGUUCUGGUGUAUUGAAGGAAUCAUGUACAAAUGGCUUUUGGGAAUGGUGGCUUCCUGGGGAUGGCAUGCUGGAUACACAGUGAUGGAAUGGGGGGAAGAUGUUAAAGCGAUCUGGAAAGAUGAAGCCGUGGUGUUGGUGAACCAUCAGUCCACGGGAGACGUGUGCACGCUGAUGAUGUGCCUGCAGGACAAAGGACUGGUUGUCGCUCAGAUGAUGUGGCUGAUGGAUCAUAUUUUUAAGUAUACAAACUUUGGAAUUGUUUCUCUAAUUCACGGAGACUUCUUUAUAAGACAGGGAAAAUCUCAUCGUGACCAACAGCUGCUGCUUCUCAAGAAGCACCUAGAAAAUAAUUACAGAAGCAGAGAUCGAAAAUGGAUUGUCUUGUUUCCAGAAGGGGGCUUCCUCAGAAAGAGGAGAGAAACAAGUCAGGCAUUUGCCAAGAAAAAUAACUUGCCAUUUCUUACACAUGUCACCUUGCCAAGGGUUGGGGCAACACAAAUUAUUUUGAAUGCACUUGUAGCACGACAGGAAAAUGGAAGUCCAGCAGGAGGAGAUGCUAAAGAACUAGAGAGCAAAGCAAAAGGCCUUCAAUGGAUAAUAGACGCCACCAUAGCUUAUCCCCAAGGUGAGCUGUUAGAUAUUCAAACCUGGAUCCUUGGAUACAGGAAGCCAACAGUCACGCAUGUACAUUACAGGAUUUUUCCAAUUAAGGAUGUGCCCCUGGAGACUGAUGACCUUACCAAUUGGCUCUAUCAACGGUUUAUUGAAAAAGAAGACCUCUUAGCCCAUUUUUAUGAAACAGGAGCCUUUCCGCCUCCCAAGGGCCGUGAGGAAGCCGUUUCCCGGGAGAUGACCCUCAGCAGCGUGUGGAUAUUCCUCAUCCAGUGUUUCGCGUUUCUGUCAGGCUACAUGUGGUACAGCAUCAUGCAGUAUUUUUACCAUUGCCUCUUUUAGAUACUGACUCGGACUUCACAAGGCCGCCAUAGGAAUUCAGACUUCCGUCAGUGUGCAUUAUUUACAUGUGCAAAUCAGAAUAUAUAAAAAGCAAAGGAGAUUCAAUGGAUGGAUUAAUAUUUAUCCUCCUUUGGGAUAUUUUAAAACGCUACUGAAAUGAGGAUCAGUAAUAGAACGACCUGCUAAUAUAUUUUAAGAACUUUUCAUGUCUUAAAGCGAUACGCUCCACCACAUACUUAAGCAGCCAUCACAUCUGGAGAAGUGGGAAUCCUAAAACGCCCUGGAAGAUGGAAGGAAACUGUCGCCAUCAGAUGCUGAGGUCUUUGGGUUCUGGCUCAGGGCUGUGUCCGCCCCUUGCAGGCCCCGGCCAUGCCCACCUGUGCCAUGGCUUCCGCAGUGCGCGGAGGAGCUGCAGAGGGGCGGCUCCCUGCCUUGGGCGGGAACAGACUGCCGGAGCAGGCCGUGCUCUCCGGCCCUGUGUUUACCUGUGCUAGCGCCUCCCCUUCCCCCUCGUCCGUGUAGAAGGCGUAUCAUAGAUUGGUCAUCGGAUUUUACAAAGCGCACUUUGUCAGAUGCUGAUAUAGCCAAGGACAGUAACCUACCCUCGAAACACAAGUGAGCCUCGGCAGCGAGCUGGCUCCUGGAGGCUCCCCUGUCUCUGUCCACUCGCCCGCUGGUGCUGUCCAGUUCCCACCCUGCCCUACACCCUUCCUGCUGCGACGCCCCAUUCGUGGUGAGAGCCCUCUCCCCAUUUUGACGUAGCACCAAAUGCACUUGGGGCUGGUUGACACAAAUUAAUGCAGAACAUUUACGUGGUCAGCUGAGAGUAGACUAGUUUGUUAGGAAACUGAGCUAGCACCAAGCGUUGGCCUGGAGCAGUGACCAGUCCUCGGGCCACACCGCCGACCCUGGCCAGUCCCGGGUGUCGGUCCCGCAUCCGUGCCCGCCCCUUUCCUCGGGCACAGCCGGGAGAGAGCGGUGCAGGGGCUUCCGGCCUGUGCCAGCUGCUGUUGAAGAGGAGAAAGUUUCAGUUCUUUCCAGGAGACCUUUAUUUGUCACUAUAUUCAUCUGAUUUACCUCACUGGCAAACCAAACUCCUAGAAAGUGCUGGCACUGCGUUCGUGUGAGCUCGAAGACGUCCUUUGGCCGAGGACUGUGAGGCUGUCGAGAUCUGUCAGUGGUAGUCUGUGAUAAGAGCACUGUAGACUCCCUUGUCACUGAUUUCACGAAUAGUAAUCCUGAGAAGUAGGCUGUAAAAUAAAAAUAAAGGCCAAUGCUUUGUUUUCAGGCAAACCAAAAAACAAAACAAAAACUGAAAAGAUGUGAAUUUCCCCAGUUACAUGGGAAAGGUGGAGCAACACCAAAUAGAAGCCCACAGCAGCUUCAUCUUUAGGGUAGGUCAGAGCAUACGUGAAGAGCAGGAUGCGUUCGCUGAAAUACCUCAUGGGAUACUUCCUGCUGCUCAACUGCAGGCGACAGUGUUAAGAUGAGUGGCUCGGUAACAGUUGUUAUAGAAGGCAGUGUUUUCAGAACCUGGGUAACCUGUAUUCUGCAGUGACAGUAGGUGAAGCCAGGCUCACCAGAAAGCCAAAGAGAAGCUGUCUGACACUUGUGUUUGAGGCCCGGCAAACACCAGUCAGUUUCAGGGUGAAUUGGAGUUCAUUUGUGGCAUUAGCCGACCCUCUAGGAGGAGCUGCUCCCUGACACGUAAGCGUGCACAGUCCUAGCGACCAGACCUGUCCUCGGUACGAAGCCAGCCACAGGCGUAGUGGCCAGUCCUGUCCCCAAAACCGAAUCCAUGUGCAGGUACAGGUAGCUUGGGUCACUUCGCCAUUGCUGUGCUCCAAAGGAACGUGAGAAGCACUCUACGCCGUAAGCUCACCUGUAGGGUGCUUGACUUUCCCAGUGCCUGUCAUUUCCAUAGUCCCACCUGUGUGGACACACCCACACCUGUGUGAGCUGACCUGCGAACACAGAGCUGUGAGUUGUGAACAGGUGUGUUUGAUUUGCCCUAACCUUCCAUUCUUUCUGAACAUGUCCUGUCUCCCAUUCUCAAAACACGUUAUUUGAGAAUAUUGGUCGUGUUUUCCUGGUUAACCCCAGUUCAUCCUCUUGCACUGGAAAUGUGGAGAGAAUCAGUAUUCUUUUAUGGCCUUCGGGGAGGCAGCAAGAUGGCCACCGUGCAGAGCUGACUAAAGAUUCCUACUUGCACUGUCUUUAUAAAGAGGGAUGAAUGAAGGUUUUACAUCUUGACAGGGCGAAAGAAGAGAAAACUGUUCCCAGUUCCCUCACACUUCUGGUCCCAGCCAGCCGCCCAGGUUGUGCGCCUGCUGUUGUCCUGGUGUCAGUGAGUGACAGUGUGUGAGCACCUGUUUAGUCAUGGGCGGGCCAGUGACUCACCCUUAGCUUCAGAAAGAGUUGGUGUCACACACACAUGAUGGGGAUACCUACAAACAGUGGGAGGAAAGCCACAGUGGGAAAUGAGGCUUGGAGGACAAACUAGUCAGUUGAGAAUUUAAAUAGCUUUUUUAAAGGUAGCUGUUGAGCUCUGGGCAUGGUGGCGCACGCCUGUAAUUCCAGCA
This is a messenger RNA of Fukomys damarensis (Damara mole-rat), 3933 nucleotides long. It is a transcript of the gene Lpgat1, whose product is annotated as lysophosphatidylglycerol acyltransferase 1. Gene Ontology annotation, cellular component: endomembrane system. Lineage: Eukaryota; Metazoa; Chordata; Mammalia; Rodentia; Bathyergidae. Gene Ontology annotation, molecular function: acyltransferase activity. Bases 239 to 1351 code for a protein of 370 amino acids. The record is from RefSeq and is a predicted model, not a curated record. The transcript is spliced from 8 exons.